Folsomia candida is the source of this 1340-nucleotide messenger RNA. Its product is annotated as gastrula zinc finger protein XlCGF8.2DB. The transcript has 4 exons. Gene Ontology annotation, molecular function: DNA-binding transcription factor activity; RNA polymerase II cis-regulatory region sequence-specific DNA binding. The coding region runs from base 106 to 1014 and encodes 302 amino acids. Lineage: Eukaryota; Metazoa; Arthropoda; Collembola; Entomobryomorpha; Isotomidae. The record is from RefSeq and is a predicted model, not a curated record. Gene Ontology annotation, biological process: regulation of transcription by RNA polymerase II.
CUUGACCUGAAAUUUAGAAAGUAAACUUGCAGCAGUUUAGCUCAAGACUUUCAUGUUGACAGAGGACGUAAACUUGCAACUUCGUCAACUUCACUAACAUUUCGAAUGGAACAACGUCAAGGAAGCGGAUGGACAUGCUCCAAAUGCUUAAAAACGUUCGACACCAAAGCAAACUUAAAGUACCACAUGUUCUCACAUGACGUCUUUGCGAAAGUGAAAUGUGAGGUCUGCGGAAAAGUUUUGAAAAAUCCAGUAAUCCUGUCCCAACACAUUAAACUGCAUGAUACCAAGCGGGACCGACCCAGUUGCGACAUUUGCCAACGGAUAUUUUCCACACCAGCAAAUUUACGAACACACAUACGUACCGUACACAACAGGACGAAACGACCUCGUUUUCCAUUCGAGUUUCCUGACUGUGACAAAUCCUACCUGUCCAAAGGCGAUGUUUUGAAACACAUAAAAUCUGAACAUUCCGAAAAUCCGACCCGAUUUCCGUGCACGCUUUGCGGUAAGGAAUUCAAACUAACAACAAACCUUGAGAGGCACAUUUCCAGCCACACGACGGAGAAGGCCUUCGUUUGUUCCACUUGCGGGAGGAGUUUCGCCCAUUCGAUAACGCUGAAACGUCACAAGGCUACAAACUCGGAAAAAUCGACCCGGUGGACUGUCAAGUGCGAACUUUGUAAUCAUGUUUCUUUACGCCGAGCCCACUUGCAAAGCCAUAUCCAAGCUGUACAUGAGAAUCAGAGGAAUUACCCGUGCACAUUUUGUGACCAAAGGUUCUCGACGUUGGUCAUUAUGAGACGUCACGUGGAGGCGAGACAUACCGGGAAUUCAGAGAGGAUUCAUUCUUGCGACAAGUGCAAGUUCUUGAGUCAUUCGAAAAUAAGUUUAUAUCAACACGCGAGGCGUCACAAUCUUGUUAAACGGCAAAAAUGUUGCUUCUGCAAGAAGCAGUUUUUCUACUUCUGGGAACUGGUGAUACACUGUCGUCGUCAUACUCUAGAGCAGUGAGAACUGAGGAAUUUGUUGGUCAUAUCUGAUUUUAUUGUUGGGCGGAGUGAGAUAUGCAAAUAUGUAUUUUCAGACUUGUGUUACUUAUACCCCGUUGAAAAUAUAAAAUUAUGACCAACCUAUAAGGAAUAUGUCAAAAUUUGUACACAAAUAUUCGCAAAUUGUUGAUCUUAAUGAAAAGUCGUCAGAAAUAGCAUACACAUGUAACAGAUUCUGGCAAAUGACAUUCUUCACAUGCAUUUCCUGCUAAUGUACGGAGACAAUAUAUGUAAUUAUUGAUAAAACUAUAUCUUUCAUGAGUAAAAAAACGGAGGAGUUUGUCACUA